Procambarus clarkii (red swamp crayfish) is the source of this 9825-nucleotide messenger RNA. Lineage: Eukaryota; Metazoa; Arthropoda; Malacostraca; Decapoda; Cambaridae. The record is from RefSeq and is a predicted model, not a curated record.
GGCCGUUCUUCCUCUUCGCCCUUACAUCAUUACACACAGAGAUCACACUAACGUGAUGUAUCAAAUGAACACCAUGACUCAUUUUGUACUCAAACACCGUGACUCAUUUUUCCAUCAGUUGACUGUAAUAUCGUCUACUAUUUCUACAAGUCCAAUUAUGGAUACCCUAUUGCCUUUAUAAAAUUAUAUACCUGGGGUUGACAGGCUGUGACAUAGCAACGUGCGACAUGUUUUCUUUGCUGAAGCUCUGAAGGCUGAUGUUACAGUAGUAUCAACUUUCUCGAAGUUGGAUUAACAGCCAUUUUAUUUGUUAUAAUUUGGGGGAAACUAUUAAAUAUAGAUGACAAGAAAUAUACCAAAAAUAAUCUUUAAAUUAACACUGUACUUUUAAGUAUUUUUGGCCACGAAGAUUUUGUUACAAACCAUAUCUUCAGUAUGCAAUACUGUAUUUUGGGCAGAGAGUGUUUAUAUAGUAAGUUGGCUAGAGAGAGAGAGAGAGAGAGAGAGAAUUACCAUAUAUAAAAACAAGGGGUGUAGAUAUUUGUUUCUGUGAGGCCGCUUUCAGCUGGCUGCUGACAGACUGUAGCUUGACGAGAUCUCUCCACCCAUGAAAAGUGCCAGCAAUCAUGAGUUGAUUAUGGACUACCAGUAGAAUGUAUAUACAGCACAUGUUUUGUAAAGGAAAAAUGGACUCUUAUACGGCAUGCCAGUAGAGUAAUGUUAAAUGGGAUUAUUUGGAUAUAGAUUAGUGAUGAUUGGACAUGUGGCAUUAAGGGGCAGAAGUGACAAGGCAUCCUCGGUGACUAGACCAUAAAAUGACGGAUGGGGACGAAUUGUUGACCAGUCUCAUGGCUUUAGAGGAUUACAAUCCUCCAGACAGCCAGAUAAGCCACAAGUUAUAUUUAUUUAACAUGCAGGAGAUCAUAGGGGUUGUUUUGAGAAACUACAGCAUAGGGAUAGAGUCCAGGAUUCCAAAUAUAUUUCUUUGGGUUUUUGACAAUCUUACCUGAGUGAAUAAUGCUUAAACUUAAGAUUAUCAGACUAAGGUGUUUAGAUUGAAUAUCUUGCCUAUGUUUAAUUGGGAAUUGUUAACCAUAUUGGUAAUUUUGAUUAUUAUACUGUAUACCUACCUAGUUGUGCUUGUGGGGAUUAAGCUCCAGCUCUCUGGUCCUGCCUCUCAACUGUCAUACACCCGGUGUGUGUGCAUGCAUGUGUAAGUAAUAAAUCGUACCUCUGCAAGUUGAACAGAAGCAUCAGGCAAUAGAAAUAGUUUGGUGUGGUUUCCUAUUCCACCCACGAAUUGAACCUGGGAUCCCCAAUUGAGUCGAGAACAAAGCCAAUUGCUCUGAACUACGAGACCCAUAAGUGUGCUGCAGUUGACACAUCUACUUUAUACAUACCUAAUACUUCUGCAUUACCUGACCCUCCCCAUUCUGAUGCCAGCUCAGUGAUACAUGAAACGUUUAUACAGUGCUACACUAAAAAUCAAUUUGUGAAGUUAUUAAUACAGUAAUAGCAUUGAUAACCAAUGGCAGUUUUGCAAUGUUUAGCUGCAUUUACAGAUGUUUAUACACAUUUCUACAGUUUGCUCUUGGUUAUGCUAAUACCUUUCUAUAUGUAAAAAUACAUAAUAUACUGUAUAUUGCUAUACAAAUUACUUCAGUAAUGUCUAGUUUAUAAAUUUUGAGAGAAGUGCGAGUUGUGGUGUGGGGCCACUGAUUGUAAACACUGCAAUGAGUAAACAAGUGUCCAUUAAUUUAUAUUUUGCAAAACUAUUUAUAGGCAUAGAACAUUUACUUGGGUAUCAAAAUGCUUGGAAUUAAUGAGCGCAGGUACAGUAUACAAAGAAAUUGGACACUAGCUGUUAGGCGAGCAAGAGCACUAGAGUUUACCAAAUGUUACUAUAUACAUUUCCCCAUUGUGCAGCCAUUUAUUGCUAUAAAUAUUUUUCUAUACAAAUGUAGUUAUAUAUUUGAUCUAUUUUGAUGUACAGCACUUGAAUUGUAUUCACUCUGCCUCAAUAUAGCGUGCGCACAGUAGUCAAACAAUUUUGGAUAUUUUGGAAACUGAUAAGUAGUCAUUGGAAAUAAAACCCAAAGCUAAACACAUGAAACACAAAGAAACAUAUGAAACAAAUGAAACCCAAAGCUAAACUUCAAAACUGAUGCUGUUGUUUUUUAGAUUCGGCUACUUAAAAUAAAAGUUCCAAAGUAGCACGGGCUAUGGUGAGCCCGUAGUGGACUUGGCUGGCACAGGAGCGGGGCUGUAACUGAUGCUAGAAUUAGCUUAUAUUGUUACUUUGAUGUUUGACGAAUUGGAAAUGUUGAAACCAUUAGUAAAUUGAAGGCCAUUUGUAAUGUAAACUAGGACAUUAUCAUGCUCACUAUCAAGUACAGUAAUAAUUUUUGUAUGAGCAAUAUUGAGAUAGGAAUGGCUGAUAACAGAAUAUGUAGAUAAGUCUGCCAAAAGUUGUCAUACACUGCUCUUGUGGUAUCAUAGGAGACACACAUUUGCUGCUCUUUCAUCCUGGGGUUGGAACAGUUGCUGGGAUGGAGUCAGAGGAUAGUGGUGGAGGAACAGCAGACACAUCAACAUACCAGGUCUUGGCUGCUCAGGAUUCAUACCCCAAGCAAAUCUGCCAGUUUGACGAGCCAUCUCUGUCCAUUCCAUUCGUUCCUCUGAAUGGGGAGUAUGCGCAGUUUGUGGGGCGCACAUCAGAUGGACUAAUUGCACUCUCGAACUAUCGUGUGUUUUUGCAGCAACGUGAUGUAACCUACCAUAUACCCUUGGGAGUUAUUGAGGGAAUUGAGUGUCGUGAGAUAUUUUUCCUCUUUCUCCUAUGUAAAGAUACCAAGUCAUACAAGUGUACCUUUGGUACCAACGAGCAGUGUGCCGAGUGGCAGCGGCGUUUGACCAAGGCUUUACUUCUUCCUCAACGCUUGGAGAAUGUUUUUGCCUUUGCAUUCUAUAUGUGGAGUAUGGAGGAAGCUGGGGAACUACAUAAUAAUCUCUCGGAACCUGAUGGCUUGCAGUCGUAUGGUGUGCGAGUGGAGAAGAUGUUUGAUGAGGAGGUUCGACGUCUUGGUUUUGACUUGGGAGGAGCAUGGCGGAUCUCUUUAGCAAACAGCGACUACCAGCUAUGUUCCACGUACCCCAGAAAGCUGGUAGUACCAGCAUCCAUCAAUGAUAACAUACUGGAGUCAGUUGCUCGUUUUAGAUCUGCUCGAAGGAUACCAGCUGUUGUUUGGAGACAUGCCAAUGGUGCAGUCAUUGCACGAUGUAGUCAACCUGAGGUCGGAUGGUUGGGUUGGAGAUCUAGUGAAGAUGAAGACUUGGUAAAGGCAAUUGCUGAAGCUUGUGCUUAUGACAGUCCUCCUGUAACAUCAUCUAGUAGUGUUCUUGGGACAACAACAAACCAGUUGGGGCCCCCUGAUAGUGGAGAGAAGGAGGCAAUGACUCCCUCGUCAGAUAAUCCCUCUAUUUGUGAUUUGCCCGAGGCCAAGGCUCAGGCAGAUAUAAAGAAAGUAUUAAUCGUUGAUGCUAGGUCCUAUACCACUGCUGUGGCAAAUCGUGCCCGUGGUGGAGGGUGUGAGUGUCCCGAGUACUAUCCUCAGUGUGAAAUUCAGUUCAUGAAUCUUGCUAAUAUUCACACUAUCCGCAAGUCUCACCAUGCUCUUCGUCAGCUUGUAUCAUCACCGCCAGACAUUCCUAAUUGGCUAUCCUUACUGGAGGGUUCUCGAUGGCUUGGGCAUCUUUCAGGCUUAAUGAAAGCUGCUGUAACAGUUGUGCAAGCAAUUGAUCGUGAAGUAAGGCCGGUUUUAGUCCACUGUUCCGAUGGUUGGGAUCGGACGUCCCAAAUAACUGCACUUGCGCAACUUCUAAUGGAUCCUUAUUACAGGACUAUACACGGUUUCCAGGUGCUAAUUGAGCGUGAAUGGGUGGAGUUUGGCCACAAGUUCAGUGACCGAUGUGGUGUUGGUCGAAGCUGCGAAGAUAUCAAUGAGAGAUGUCCUGUCUUCCUUCAGUGGCUCGACUGUGUUCAUCACCUCCUCUACUGGUAUCCUACACACUUCCAAUUCAACCAAGCAUAUCUGGUUAAAUUGGCCCAACAUGUAUACAGCAAUCUCUUUGGCACAUUUCUCUGUAACACCUCUCAAGAGCGGGUCCAGGCAGAAAUUGGAGACCGCACAUAUUCUGUUUGGUCACUUCUCCGGCUCAACCGUCACCGAUACACUAACUACCUUUAUUGUCAUUCUAGUGAGGUACUGUCUCCUGCAUGUCACACUAAAGAUUUGCGGUUGUGGACAUCGGUUUACAUGCCCGAGAUGGGGGAAGUUACAGAAGAUCCAAACACCGGCGCCCACAUUAAUGGGGAUGAUGAGGAGGAAGAGGAAGAACCCGCUGCUGGGGGUGAGCUCGUUAAGACUAAGUCGUGUGAUGAUCUCCUGGCUAACACUUCUCCGCCGCCUCACCACCCCUUGCGACGUUCUUCUGAUCCUAACAUUAGAGACAGCUGUCCAAACAUGGCCAUGCUCAACUCUGCUCUUGGUGCAGAACUAGCCAAUGGAGAUGCGGAUGCUGUCGUUGAAAAUGGGAAUGAAGAACCAGGCAUUGAUGAUUUUGAUGCCUAUGAGGAUUCUACUAGUGAGCCUAAUGGAGAAAGGCUAAAUGAUGAAUCUGAGUCAUUGACUUUAUGCGAACCUUCUGUAUCAGAAUCUGAAAUUCAUGAGUGUGUGAAUGUAGUGCAAAGUGAGUGUAGUGAACAUGGUAUAGAAAAUGGGGAAGAAGCGAGUGAAGUACUGGGACAAGAACUUGCAGAAAUAGAUGAAGAUAGUAGCAAGGAAAUGAUUGAGGACUUUAGAAGAGAGCAAGAGGAAGAAAUGUAUUGUAAUAGACAUAGAGUUAGUGGUGGGCAUCGGUUCAGAGGUUUGGCUGAACAGUCCAUUGAAGGAUCCACAGACACACUAGUAGCUGAGGUGGGAGUAAUAGCUAGUGAAGAAAAGGUUCCCCAGGAGAAAAAUAGUGAAUAUUUACCUUUAUUGAAUGGAGAAAUUGGACAAGAGAACUCCAAAUCAUUACUGAAUGGAAAAUGUUGUCCUUUCAUGAAUGGUAUGUCUGGGGAGGAAAAUGAAGUGUGCACCACAACUAAUAAUAAUCGCAAACCUUAUAAGAAAGGCCCUGUAUCUUCUGUGUUGGAGAAUGGGCUAGAAGAACGUCUGGAAAAACGGAUUGUGAAUGGUGUGUCAAAUGUAAGUGCUGUCAUGAACAGCGUUACAUCUUCAGGCUGUAGCAUCUGUAUCCAAAGUAAGAAAUUGUUGGAUGAAACCAGUAAUGGGGACUCGUGGCGAAGUGCAGGACUUAUGCAAGACACCUCUGUUAUUGGGGGUACAGUGCGAGGGGUUACCACAGGUCCAGGAAGUAGAGUUUCACUGUAUUCCACACCAAUGCACUCCCGGACACCGUCGUCGUGUAUACCUUCAACACCUUGUGAGGAUAGGUUCGGCAGUGGUGGUGACAGCAGUAGAGGUAAUAAUUAUGCAACUGUUGAUGGCCUGCAUAAUGUUAGCGAUGAAGUGACUAAGAGAUUACACCAAAUCCUCCUACAUCAUCAGUCUGAAUUGGAAACCCUAAAGCGAGACCUUCAAGCAACAAGACAGGCACUGUGUAAUCAGGUUCUGCACAAUCGCUGUCACCACCACCACCAUGACCCCACUGAAGACCAGAUGUCCCUGCCAGAAAGUGUAGGGUCAGGAUCUGGUGGCUCUGUAGGUCAAGAGUCUGGUGUGUCUGAUACUUCAUGGGAAGCUGUCGAAGAAGGAGAGGCUCGUCCCACACUAUGGGUACCAGAUCAUGCUGUGGACUCCUGCACUGGAUGUAAUACCCAGUUUUGGAUAGGUCGACGCAAGCACCACUGCAGGUCAGUUUCCAGUUUGUGGGUACCUGGUCAAACGUUGCUUGGGCUAGAGUUACAGCCUCAUCAGCUCCCAAAGAGUUGUGGUAAAAUCUUCUGCUCUGAAUGUUCCGAGCACAGCAUCCCAAUUCCUCGAGAGCAACUGUACCAACCAGUUAGGGUAUGUGGAUCCUGCUUCAAUAUUGGUAUGGAACACACAAAACCAAAAAUCUUGGCUGCUGCUUCAAAUUAACUGGAGAGUAAUGCAAAUAAGGAACUAGUAAUAAGGGUAGUAACUGGUCAUUACAGAUGUUAAGGGGCAAGUUGGCAUGACUUUCUCUAUUGUAAGGAUGCAAUUAGUUUUUACUGAAUGUAAUAGCAACAGUGCCACCAAACACAAGGAAUUGUAAUUGAAAUCUCAUAAAAUUUAAAUGGUAAAUUUUAUCAGUAGCAACCCCUUGAUGCCAGUGAAAGCAAAGCUUUCUUGGUAACAUCUGUCAAUAGGGAAGUGCUCAUUGGUAAUAUCAGUGUGCUGUGUGAGAAGUGCCGGGUCCUAGUAUAGUCUCCUCCGUACUGCGCUUUCUUCGUCCCCUUCUCUUGCUGAGAAGCGGAUACUUUUAUUUUAAAAUAUUCAAAUGACAUUGUGCCAGAGGCAAUUGAAGAUGUAUAUUUGUUUUAACUGUUAUCAGAUAAUUGUGUGUUCAUAAAGUUUCUUUUGACCAUUGAAAAGUUGGCAUUUGUAAAUUUUCACAUGUGAUAAUACUGUGUUGAUAUUCAUUUGAUUCAAUUUUGUCUGCAUAAAAGUUAUACUGCAAGUUAUUUAUCAUUUUGAGGUGAGGGUGAGUUUUACAGAGUUAUUUAGAUAUCUUAAUAAGAUACUUUGUUUUAGGAUUUGUAGGAAUGAAGUUAUAUAUUUUUUUCCACGUGAACCUAAUGCAUAGCAAAUAAUUAUCCCAUAAAAACUUGGGAAUGCACAAUAUCUGCUUUCACUUCACAUAUUAUAUUUUAGAUAUACAGGUACUGUAUAUGUAUAUAUAUAUGUAUAUGUAAUUUUCUGGGUGUAUGCUGGUUGAAGGUAUGUUACCCCAAGCAUUCUGGUGAAGUGUGCUGUAAUGUCAAUAUUAUAAACUGUAAAGAAAGUAGGAAGAUUAUUUUUUGAGAUUAUGUGCAAAUUUGGUAACCUGUAAAUAUUUGUUGGGGCAGUGAUAGUUAUUGUAUAUAAACUAUUUUUGAAUGAUAAUGAUCUGUUACGAUCAUUUUCUUUGUGUUAUGAACUUGUCACUAGAAUAUUUUAUGCUAGGUAUCGGUAGCCAUUAUGUAAAGUUCCUCGACACGGUUCAUCGUAGCAUUUCUGCUAUUGAUUCUGGAACUUAAGAGUUUGAGUGUAACCAACCAUGUUAUGUAUAAUACGGAGAGAGAGAGGGUGAGACCAUAUAGGUAUUAACACCGGUAUGGAGUGCGAUCCUUGGGGUUGUAGUUGCUAUAGUGAUGUCUGAACCCUCCAGGUGGCUCUGUUUUUUUUUUUCUGCCUACUCUAAAAAUUUUCUUUGCAGGAUAUUGAUAAAAGUGGCUCUUGAUGUGCUGGUUCAUGACCAAGGUUUUAGUACUCCUGCUGUGGUUAGUGUAUCGGUAUACAAUUCUCGUAGUAAUUUGUAAUAAAACUGUUUAUAAUUAGGGACGGUUAUCUAACAAAUGUGAUACGAUGCAAAGUAGGCCAACUUUAUAUAUAUAUAUAUAUAUAUAAUAUAUAUAAAUUUCCUGGUGAAGAGUUGCUCAUGUCAGUCAGUAGUAAGGGAAAUUUUUGGAUUUUGUGAUGUUGAAAAGGUGGGGCAGAAUUUAUACUCCAGGUGUGCUAGUCAUUGCUGUGCUCAAUAAAGCCUUAUGAAUAUUGUACAUUGUUGUUCAGUUUUCAAUAUUUAUUAAGUAAUUAAUUUGAAUAGUUCAUCUAAGUAUUAAAACAGGUUCAAUAACUUGUAGAGUUUAGUUAUGUGAAUAUAUUAUAUACUGUAUAGGUUAUAAACAGAUGAAUUAUUUGGAAGGUAUCAUUAAACACAGACUACACUGAACACCAAACCAAAGUUAUGGUUAAGGCACAUCAUAUAUAUAUUUACAAUAAUCCUGUAUAUUCCAUAUCAGUGAUGUGGAAAACCCACAUUUGCUUUAAGUAUUCUCAUAAGGUUUAAUUGAGCUGAGCAUGUAGGCCCAACACAACAUGUAUAGUAAAUAUAAAGCCUACAGUUGUAGAAAUGAGUCAUGGAGUAUAAAUAAAGAAUAUAGUUUGCCAUGUAUUGCUUAAACAUUGGUUGAAUUAACAAGUUUUGGCUUGUGUAUACUCCAUUAUUUUUUUUUUUUUUUUAAGAAAAAAGUUAUGGCAAAUGCAACCUUGAUGUCCGAUAUUAAUUUGGCUAAUUGUCUGUAUAAAAUUAAAUUAUAGUGUCUUGACACAUCAUCUGAAAUGGUAUUUUUAGUCCAUGCAGGAGGAAUAGUUUCAUUUUAUUUUUUGUGUGCAUCAUCUUCCAGGUAUUGAGCAAGGUAACAGGACUUGGUUUGAAAAAUUACAUCUAUACAUUAGCCAAGAUCUCUACCUUAUUUUUGCUCAAAGGAACACCCAGCUUGUUUACUGUAGUGUCUUCAGUACAGGGUUCUCAAUAGUGAACUUGGGCAAAGCUCAAGGUGCCACAGAAAAGGCUUGUCACUACUGAAUCAAGAUGAAGCAUAAAUGAUAUGACAUGACACUGUCCCUUGAUCUGCUCUUGGCAAGACAGGCAUUUAUUAAAGCUAUUAGCAUCGUUGUUCAGAAACUUUAAUUGUAAUUCCAGAAAAGUAGGUUAUGCCAGCUGAUAAAACUGGAAGAGAAUGCAAAGGCUGUGACAUCUGUAUGAAAAUGUUAUUCUAAAAAAAUUUACCCCAAAAUGCAAAUAAACCAAAUGCUAAUUAUAGAUUUUGUACAGAGCCUAAAGUUGAUUAUUAACUUGUCAUUCUUAUCAGGCUGUAUAAAAGGGAAGGCUUAUGUUGUAUGUUUAGACAAGUGUUUCUUACAUAUAUGUUUUAAGCCUGCAAUCAAAUAAUUUUAAUUAUUAAACCAAUCUCAUAAUAAACUGCCUUCAAAAGUCUAAAAGGUACCUGUUGUUCCCUGGUUAUUCAUAUUUAUAAUUGUUUAACAAAUGCAUGGAAUUGUUAGCUCUAUUCAAAGUCACUUAAUAUAGGUUUUCAUAAAAGCUUUUUUUCCCCCCAAUUAGUUUUAAAUUGUUUUGAGAAUCUUGAACCGAAGUUCUUCAGGUAUCUCAAAAGGGUACAGUAUAAACGAGAGAACUAGUGCCCCCCGUGAACUUAUUAUAUAGAAACUAUUUGUAAACUAUCAAUUUGGCAGGACGAGAAUAGCACUUGAUGCAGGCUCUAAAGAUAUGAUUGUCAUUCUCCUUGCAGUAUGAUGUGCCCCAGUGUUGUAGUAAGAUAUAGGUGCCAUGUUAUGAUACUGCCAGAGAAACAUAUUUGAUGCUCUUAGCAUCACUGGCAGCAUUAAUAUGCAUGUCAAUUCAUUCAGUAAUUAUGAUUGUUGAACCAUUCCAUUUUUACUGUUAAACAAUAUUGAUAUUUUAUGAAAGUUUUUUUAAUAGUUGGAAGUACAGUUUAUUAACAUUACUUCAAUAGUCAUAGUGACAUUUUUGCCCUAGAAAAUUAAACACUUGCAACACAAUAUUUUAUAUUCACAUUUUAAAUGUCAUUAUUUUUGGGUUGGGAAUCACUGUAUUAGCAACAAAUCUUACAGUAAUAUUAUUAUUAGUGUUUAAUAUUAUUCACAUUGAGAAUCUGAAUGCUUUUAAGCUAUGUCUGGGGCACGCAUACUUGCCAGUCCUUGUGCACUAGCCUCCUUUAAAUUAGUUAUAUAUGUGUAUAAUAUGUUAAAUAUCUGUAAAUAAAUGGAUUAAGUUGAA